CUUCCAUUCACUUCGUUCCACGUAUGCCGAGGCGCUGAAGCUUCGCUCCCCUGGUCCCCUUUUUAUUUACAUAUUACACACUCGCUUUCUUGGUUCCCCUCAUCACCUCCUUCCCUCGCCAUCUACGCUCGCACUAUGGCUAGAGUGCAGACGAUCGUGUUCUUGUCGCUGGUUCUCGACUUGUUCGCGUUUACGAUCCCGCUGCCGCUGUUUCCGCGUAUCAUUGAGUGGUAUACGAAGCGGGAGGCGUCCGAUCCGACUGGCUUCCUCUCACAAACACUACACUUCGUCCAGUAUCUCAGGAGCUUCGUAUAUGAUUCUCCCGUACAUUCCGAGAGAUGGGAUGUGGUCCUGCUAGGAGGGCUGAUGGGUUCCGUCUUCUCGACGCUUCAAUUUAUAGUCUCCCCCUUCAUUGGAUCGUUGUCUGACAAAUAUGGCCGCAAGAAGAUCCUCCUCAUCACAAUGAUUGGCAACAUUGCUAGCGCUAUAAUAUGGAUCCAGUCGACAACAUUCGCAUCCUACAUGCUCUCUCGCGUAGUCGGCGGCCUCAGUGAAGGAAAUGUACAGCUAGCCAUCGCCAUUCUAUCCGACGUCUCCACACCCGCUCAGCGCUCUUCCACACUCGCCUACGUCGGCAUCGCUUUCGCCAUCUGCUUCUGCAUCGGGCCGCCCAUUGGCGCGUACUUUGCUUCCGCCUCUUUCCCCCACAUCUUCAGCUCCAUCGAGCUCAACAUCUACGCCGUGCCCGCUGCCCUCACCCUCGUCCUUCUGCUCGUUGAGACUGCUUUCAUCUACGUCGCGCUUCCGGAGACGCGCGGGAAGGGACUGGCAGUGGAGACGCCAGCUGGCAAGGGCAAAACGGCGACGGGAAAGAGCACCACUACACCGACUCGCCCGAAGACGACCGUGGAGCACCGCCUCAGUACUCUCGCGCGCCUGCGCAGGCAGCACUUCCUCUUCCUCUGCUUAUUCUCAGGCGUCGAGUUCACCCUCACUUUCCUCACCUUCGACUUAUUCGACUGGACCAACAAGCAAAACGGCGCGCUCAUCGGCUCCAUCGGCAUCAUCAGCGCCCUCCUCCAAGGCGGCUACGUCCGGCGCGCCAUGUCCAAGACGGGCGAGGGCAAGAUGGCGCGCCGCGGCGUGCACGCGUGCGCGCUCGCGCUCGUCCUCCUCGCCCUCCUGCCGAACUACCCGCCGGAGACGGCGACGCGGCUCCUGCAGGGCGCGGCGGUGUGCCUGGCGUUCACGUCUGCGACGGUGGUGAAUGCGCUCACGGCGGCUGCGUCGCUGCAGUGCGAUGAGGGUGGGCCGUCGGAGGGGGUGGGGAAGGUGGAGGGGGCAGGGAAGGAUGGGAAGGACGCGGUGACGGGAAAGCCUGUGACCGACGAGCACCCGGACCUGGCGAAGGGCAAGGCGCUGGGGCGCUUCCGCUCAAGAGGACAGCUCGGCCGGGCGAUUGGGCCGCUUUUGGCCUGCGCGAUGUACUGGACCUUCGGGCCGACGCUGACGUACAGCGUGUGCGCGGUGGCGAUGUUCGCGCUGGCGAUUGGCAUGCGGGCGGCGUCGAAGCGCGCGUUGUGAGAUGUAGCAAAUUGCCAUAAGGAGUAAUUUGUACGCGUGUAUGCUCUGACCUUUGCUCGUCCCA
Molecule: messenger RNA, 1648 nt
Organism: Schizophyllum commune H4-8
Lineage: Eukaryota; Fungi; Basidiomycota; Agaricomycetes; Agaricales; Schizophyllaceae
Product: MFS general substrate transporter
Exons: 9
Coding region: 136-1584 (482 amino acids)
Biological process (GO): transmembrane transport
Cellular component (GO): brush border membrane
Molecular function (GO): transmembrane transporter activity
Source: RefSeq, a predicted model, not a curated record